AUGGCCGACCUCUCGCUCGGCCCGCUGAGGAUUGCAAAUCCUGAUGAUGCCUCUCCUGAUACUCCGUUGCAGCCUCAGCCUGCGGUCUCGCCCUUCCUACGGAUUUCACCUUUAGUCGACGCCAAUGGAAGGACAGAUUACCUCUCCGCCGCACCUGAACGAUCCGACAGCCCUGUGUCGCCCCUCUCAACUUCUCCUGCAGAAGUAGUUCCUCCUCAGGCGGGGGCAUUGUCGGCGAGCCCUUCCAGUGCUACACCUUUCACGACGUCAAAUCAAACUCAGCGUGGAUCAGAGCGGCCGUCACAACGGACAAAUCUCCCUUACUCUUAUCAAGAUCAGCAACAAGCGCAAUUCCCUCAAUAUCCGACGAUGAUGCCUCAGAACCUGCACGAUCCCCGAUCUAACGCUGGCCGACCCGGUUCCACCUAUUAUUCCCAGGUACCUGUCAAUGGAACGGCCGGUAAUGGUGUGUCUCGACAAGGUUCAUAUCGAAUUCGCGGUGACGGUACGGCUUCGACUGGCUUCCCACAACGAACAUCAUCCAAGCGCUCAGGAAUAGGAGAUGUGGCUGGUGUCCCUUCAAGAGACGACAGUCACACUGAAAGAGCAUACGGGCAAGGGCAGUAUACUUCCGGCAAUGCUCCUUUGCCACCCCGGAAGACAUCCAGAAGCGUUCCAGGUUCCCGAAUUGGUGGUACAACUACUGGGAAUACGCCCCCCUCCAGUAUCCCUAAAUCAACACAGACACCCUUGUCAACGUCGCCUUACAACAUAGAGGACCGUCCUCUGGCCAGUUCGGACGAGUGGCAGGAACGCGGUGCCGCAGUUGGAGUCAAGCGAGAGUAUGAUGUAGAGGGCCGGCCGGUUCUCAAAGCUGUCAAGAAGGGAGUGAAGGACUUCAAUUUCGGCCAAACCCUGGGGGAGGGUUCCUAUAGUACCGUUCUCGCAGCCACGGAUCGACAGAGUGGAAAAGAGUAUGCCAUCAAGGUGCUCGACAAGAGACAUAUCAUCAAGGAGAAGAAAGUCAAAUACGUCAACAUUGAGAAAGACACGCUAAACCGACUGACGGAUCACCCUGGUGUGGUCAGACUCUAUUACACCUUUCAAGAUGAGAGGUCAUUAUACUUUGUCCUGGAUCUGUGCCCGGGUGGUGAGUUACUCGGUGUUCUCAAGCGCAUGUCAACGUUCGAUGAAGAAUGUUCUCGAUUCUAUGGCGCACAAAUACUGGAUACAAUCGAUUACAUGCACAGUCGCGGGGUCAUACAUCGAGAUCUAAAGCCGGAGAACCUACUACUCGACGAGAACAUGCAUAUCAAAGUGACCGAUUUUGGAACGGCGAAACUGCUACCUGAAAAGAAGACCAGCGAUGGCAGAGUCGAAUUUGAGCCAGAUUCGAAUUCCGAAGAGACCAGAGCCAACUCGUUCGUCGGUACCGCGGAAUACGUGAGUCCAGAAUUACUGAUGGACAAGAAUGCUUGCAAGGCCAGUGACUUGUGGGCAUUUGGAUGCAUCAUCUACCAACUACUAGCAGGACGCCCACCGUUCAAGGCUGUCAACGACUAUCAGACCUUCCAGAAAAUCAUCAAUCUUGAUUACGAAUUUCCUCGGGGAUUUCCUGAGGUUGCACGCGACCUCGUAGAGCGUCUACUUGUCCAGGACCCUCAACGGCGGUUAUCACUCGAACAUGCAAAAAAUCAUGCGUUCUUUGCGGGCAUGCAGUGGGGUCGAGGCUUGUGGCAACAGAAGGCACCACGAUUAAAGCCGUACGUCCCUCCACCGAUGCCACCAAUCAAGUUGAAUGGAAAUGGUUCUCAGGACACCUACCCUCCAGACAUUGCGUCUCACAGUACACACGCGACCAUGCUCCCACCGAACAACCAAAAGCCGCAUCCGAGAGUGAUCACUGAGCUCCCCCCACCCAGCCAGCUUGAUAUCGAAUGGUCUCCAGUCCUCACACGGAACAAUGAAAGGAUUCUAAAACUAGGGAACUUGUCUGUCGUCGCAUCGCCGAGCCCCCACAGCCCGCACGGAAACGAAGGAGGAGGCAAGUUAGCAAGACUUUUCGGAGGGAGUACUACCAAAAAGCGGCAGCGUCUCGUCAUGGUCACCUCGAGCGCACGCAUCAUCAUCGCAGCUGCUGGUGGUGAGGAGAAAAAGUCAAAGUCCGAGAUCGCACUCCUGUCACCGGGAGUCGAGUUUUCCAGCGCAACCGACUCCAAAGGAGUGACUCAGUGGAUUGUGAACACGCGGGAUAAACAUUACGUCUUCGAAGAUCCGAAGCCAGCUUCCAAUGACCCCAUGGCAAGUGCUGUGUCGGCUCAAGAAUGGCUUGACGCAUUAGUCCGCGCCCGAGAGCUUGCGGCAUUUGUGCAAAACUCCAGUAGCAAUUAUUCAACGGAUGACACUCUCACCUUGUCGUCUUCUGCGUUAUCCAGUCAGGCGAAUAUCAUCGAUCAGACCACCGAUCUCAGUCCUCAAUCGGCCAGCCAUGGACAUACAGGGCGAGCUAUACUACACAAGCAACAUUCCGGCGGUGAUGCCGAGUCGCUGAAAGGGCGAAAGCGAUUCAGCAAGCGACAGUCCAAGAGCGGAUUGACUGCAGUGUUUUGA
This is a messenger RNA of Capronia epimyces CBS 606.96, 2610 nucleotides long. Its product is annotated as AGC/PDK1 protein kinase. The record is from RefSeq and is a predicted model, not a curated record. Bases 1 to 2610 code for a protein of 869 amino acids. The transcript is spliced from 2 exons. Gene Ontology annotation, biological process: peptidyl-serine phosphorylation; intracellular signal transduction. Gene Ontology annotation, molecular function: ATP binding; protein serine/threonine kinase activity. Lineage: Eukaryota; Fungi; Ascomycota; Eurotiomycetes; Chaetothyriales; Herpotrichiellaceae.